CACAUUGCGCACACAAGAAUUUCUCCUCAGAUACCGUUACAUUGUUUUUGUUUUAUACCUUCUGGAAUGAGAGUCUAGGGUCACUAAGCUCCUCCCUUCGGCGUUAUAUUACACACGUGGUUCUUCAUUCUUCAUGAGAAAAGCCAGCCUGGUUAUUAGCACAAAGUGGAGCCCACAAAGCACACUAUUUUUCUUUUCUUCUCACACCCUUUCUUGUGUUUUCAGCUAUCAUUUUGGGGGCGUUGCUGAUGAAUUUCAGAAGUUUCUCAUUGCCAAAAUUACACUUUAUUCCGUGACGGCAAAAAAGAAAGGUCAAUGGCCCCCAGAUCAGGGAAAGGGAAAUCUAACAAAGCUAAGGCCUCGAAGAAGAAAAAGGAAGACAAAGCAAUAAUAGAGCCUUCCUUAGUUGACAUAAUUGUGGUCACCCCAUAUGACUCACAAGUUGUUCUCAAGGGUGUAUCUACUGAUAAGAUAAUUGAUGUGAGAAGGUUGCUUGCUCAGAAUGUGGAGACAUGCCACUUUACCAAUUAUUCUCUAUCACACCAGGUGAAGGGGCAGAGACUAAAUGACAGAAUACAAGUUGUCACUUUGAAGCCAUGCUUUCUGAGAAUGGUUGAGGAGGAUUAUAGAGAGGAGUCCCAAGCAGUUGAACACGUGCGCCGACUAUUGGAUAUCGUUUCCUGCACAACAAGGUUCUCCAAGCCCAAACCCAACCACAAGCCCAAGAAGAAUGGAAAGGCCCAAUUAGACAACAACAUCAUUUCCAGCUCACCGGACAAACCCAACGGCGGCAACGGCGGCGGCAGGCGUGCCCUCCACCCAGCGCCGAUGCUCUCAACAUUCUACGACUUCUUCUCAUUCUCUCACCUCUCUCCUCCCAUUUUACAUUUGAAGAGGCGUGAGCUGAAGAAUGCAGAUGAAAGACGUGAGGGAGACUACUUUGAACUUCAGAUUAAGAUAUGCAAUGGGAAGGUAGUAGAGGUGGUUGCAUCAGAGAAAGGGUUCUACUCUCUUGGAAAGCGAUCCCUUCGGACCCACUCUUUACUUCAUCUUCUCCAACACCUCACCAGAGCUUUCGCUAACGCAUAUGGCGCUCUCAUGAAAGCUUUUCUUGCACGCAAUAAGUUUGGGAAUCUUCCACUUGGGUUGCGAGCUAAUACAUGGCUUCUCCCUCCAUCUACUUGGAACUAUCCUGCUGAUGAUGAGGAUGAAUACUGUGGCGGUCAGGGGCGAAAUGGUCAACAUGAUCUUAGGCCAUGGGCUAAAGAGUUUGCUAAACUGGCUUGUCUUCCUUGUGAAACUGAGGAGGAGAGAGAGGUCAGAGAUAGAAAAGCAUUUCUGCUUCACAAUCUGUUUCUUGACACCUCAAUAUCUAAGGCUGUUGCGGCUAUAAACCACGUAAUAACAUCCAAGUUGAAGUGUUCUCCGGGUUCAAUCGUGCAUGAGGAUUAUGUAGGGGACCUAUCCAUUGUAGUCAAACGUGAUGCCGCAGACACUAUCCUUAAGCAUGAUGAUAGUAAGAAGGGGGAGCAAGCACAGAAGAAUUUACUCAAAGGAUUGACUGCAGAUGAGAAUGUAAUUGUGCAUGAUACUGCUUCGUUGACUGUUGUUGUUGUACAGCUCUGCGGAUACACUGCAACGGUGAGGGUUGUGGGUGAUACCAACAUGAGCAAGUCUGAACCUCAAGAUAUUGAAAUAGAUGAUCAGCAAGAUGGUGAGGUUAAUGCUCUCAAUAUCAACAGUUUGAGGCUACUGCUUCAUCACCAGUCUGCAGUUGAUGCUGAUCAAUUGGAAGGGUCUGUGACAUCUCUAUCAAAUUUGGAUGAUUCUGAUUCUUCUAAAUAUCUAGUUCGGAAGAAGGUUCAAGAAUCCUUGGAAAAGUUAAAGGAGGAGGCAGUUCUUCCUCAAAGGUCCAUUCGAUGGGAACUUGGUUCCAGUUGGAUACAGCAUCUGCAGAAACAGGAAAUAUCAAAAGAUAAUAUUUCCAAAAAAGAUAGUGGCAAUGAAACUGCACAAAAUAUUAAUGGUCUUGGAAAGAAGUUUAAAUCAUUGAAGAGGAGGGAAAAGGAAGAAACCAGUAUAGGUGGUACAGAUUUGACAGCGCCAAAUGAUUACCAACUUGUGCAUGUGAACGGGUCAUCUGAUAAAGUUGAAGCAGUCACUGAUGAUUUAGAAAAUUUUACUGAGUUGAAGAAACUUCUUUCUCACACAGCAUUUUUGCAUCUUAAGGUAUCUGGUACUGGUCUUCAUUCAAAGAAAGUUGACGAGCUGAUUAACAUGGCACACAAUUAUUAUGAUGAAAUUGCUUUGCCAAAGCUGGUUAUGGAGUUUGGUUCGCUUGAGAUUUCCCCGGUUGAUGGCCGCACACUAACGGAUUUUAUGCAUUUAAGAGGAAUACAGAUGGCAUCAUUGGGUGAAGUGGUAAAACUAGCAGUGGAUCUCCCACACAUUCAAUCACUUUGUAUCCAUGAGAUGGUUACACGAGCUUUCAAGCAUUUACUUAAAGCAGUAAUUGCCUCGGUUGAUUAUGUGGAAGACUUAUCUUCAGUUAUUGCAUCAACGUUGAAUUUCUUAUUUGGAGGCUUCCAAAUGAGGCCGUCUGACCAAACAAAUCUGAGUGAUGAUCAUUAUCUCAGAAUUGAGUGGCUCCGUGUAGUUAUAUCCAAAAAAUUUGGAUGGACAUUAAACGAUGAGUUUCAGCAGUUGAGGAAAUUAUCAGUUCUCAGAGGGCUCUGUCACAAGGUUGGAUUGGAGUUGGUUACGAGGGAUUAUGACUUGGAUUCUCCCAUGCCCUUCAAGAAAUAUGAUAUUAUCAGCAUGGUUCCUGUUUGCAAGCAUGUAACAUGCUUCUCCGUAGAUGGACGCAAUUUGUUAGAAUCAGCCAAAAUUGCUGUCGAUAAAGGAAAGAAUGUGGAAGCUGUACAUUAUGGAAUAAAGGCAUUGGUGAAGAUGAUGGCUGUUUGUGGUACCUAUCAUCGAAUUACUGCAAGUGCCUAUAAUCUUUUAGCUGUGGUUCUUUACCAAGCCGGUUAUGGUAAUCAGGCCACAAUAUAUCAGCAAAAGGCGGUUGAUAUAAAUGAGAGGGAGCUUGGGCUUGAUCAUCCUGACACAAUAAAAAGCUAUGGAGACCUUUCUGUCUUUUACUAUCGUAUGCAACAAUACGAGCUCGCUUUGAAGUAUAUAAAUCGUACCUUAUUCCUUCUUCAUUUUACCUGUGGACUGUUUCAUCCAAACACUGCAGCGGCUUAUAUAAACGUGGCUAUGGUGGAAGAGGCUAUAGGAAAUAAUGAUCUGGCACUCCGGUACAUACAUGAAGCUCUUAAAUGCAACAUUAGAUUAUUAGGACCAGAUCAUAUACAGACUGCUACAUGCUAUCAUGCCAUAGCCAUAGCUCUUUCUUAUAUGGAAGCAUAUUCUCUUAGUGUGCAACAUGAGCAAACCAAUCUUGAGAUACUUAAAAAGAAGCUUGGAUCAGAAGAUAUUCGUACACAGGAAGCAGCUGCAUGUCUUGAAUUUUUACAAUCAAAAGCUCUAGAGCAGCAAGAAGCUGGCAAAAGUGGAAGUUCAAAAUCAGAUGCAUCCAUUGCAAGUAAAGGUCACCUUAGUGUGUCAGAUCUUCUGGAUUUUAUAAGUCCCGAGCUUGAUUCCAAUAGAAAUGAACAUGCUCAGAGAAAACAGCAGCGUGGGAAGAUACUUCUACCAAUAAGUGACCAAAACCUUCAACGUGAAGAUGCACCAAGCAAUGUGGGUGUUGUCUAUGAUGGCUUGGAAUAUGCUACUGGUAUGGCAGAAAACGAAACAGAAGAAAGAUCUGGCAUGGUGGAUUAUGAGAUUCUGAACAAAAAUGGCAAUAAUGUCCCUAUGUAUAGUCCACCAGUGUCAAGUGAAUCUAUUCACCAGGAGGAGAUAUCAUCAGAUGAAGGCUGGCAAGAAGCCAAUUCAAAAGGGCGAUCUGGGAACACUGCGAAUCGCAAGUUUGGCUGCAGAAGUUCUCAUCUCUCAAAGCUGAGCACUACUGUUAUCAGAAAAAGUCCACAGAAAUCAAGUUCAAGAGUCCUCUCAAAAAUAUUAUCUUCAUCUAGGCAAUCAAAGCCUGAAAACUUAGCUUUCAAAGAAGAUUCUACCGGUCAACUAAGUCCAACAAAACCUACUAGAGCCAAAAGUUCUGGUAGCCCAGCAGCUCUGAGCUUUAUGGCUUCAAAGUCCAUAUCUUACAAAGAAGUGGCUGUGGCACCUCCAGGUACAGUUUUGAAGCCCUUGUUGGAGAAAAUUACAGUAAAUAUCGAGAAUGUAACAAAGGGAGAUUAUUGCCAAGGUGAAAGCCAACACGAGAAGUCUUCAUCAGAAGCUGAGGAGGUUUCCGUUGCUUCUGAUGAUGCAAGACAUACACAAAAAAAUGCUAGCAAGAUUUCAGCUGCAGCCAAACCAUUCAAUCCAUCAUCAGGAACACUGUCGAUACUUGAUCAUUCAGAUUCAGGUUCUGUGACAAACUUACAUGAUGCCAAUGCUAGUCAAGGCAUGCAUGUGGAAACCAGGGACAGGAAUGGAUACGGGGAUACAAGAAGAAUCAUGAAUCCACAUGCACCAGAGUUUGUUCCCAGAAAUGCAUUGCAAAUGGAAACCACUGCUAAUGUCAGUAAGGCAGAGAUAGCAAGGCAGAUACUGUUUAGCUUGCUUGUCAAGUCAGCUCAGCAAAAUAAUGAUUCUUUUGCUGAAUGUAAUGAUGAAAAGAAUGCGGUGAUGCCUCAUUCGACUGAGAAAGAAAAAGAAAUUGACAUGAGUAAGCAAAAGAAUGGAGAUGGUGAAGGAUUUACAGUUGUGAAGCGGAGGAGAAGAAGCAGGAACAAGUUCACAGAUGGAUUGUAUAGCCAGCAGAGUCCCAUAUGUGCUUCGGUCCUUUGAAUAGUGUGAUCAUAUCAGCAUGAAACGUGUCCCCGCCAAAAUCUGGACAUCAUUUGGAUAACAAAUUCAUGUCCUAGAAAAUUUUCUUUUCGGUCGGAUCGAUAAGAAUUUGUGUCAUAUACACGUUCUCCUUUUGCAUUCGUAUGUCUACAAACCGUGUCUUACUGCCUUAGCAUUCUGUGAAUGAGGUUUUUUUUAUUUUGUGGACACAGUUGAUGAAUUUGUUCCUCUUGUGUUGGGCUUGUUAAUCGUUUAAUGGGAAAAUUUAUGAUUUUGUUAUCAUUGUCUAUUUCUGUAUUAUUGAAGUGUAAGCUACAUCUAAAUAAGUU
This is a messenger RNA of Arachis duranensis, 5231 nucleotides long. Its product is annotated as protein REDUCED CHLOROPLAST COVERAGE 3. The transcript is spliced from 22 exons. Bases 316 to 4902 code for a protein of 1528 amino acids. The record is from RefSeq and is a predicted model, not a curated record. Gene Ontology annotation, biological process: organelle organization. Gene Ontology annotation, molecular function: protein binding. Gene Ontology annotation, cellular component: cytoplasm. NCBI's taxonomy places the organism in Eukaryota, Viridiplantae, Streptophyta, Magnoliopsida, Fabales, Fabaceae.